UUUUUUAAAAAAAUGCUGGGGACCCUAACGAUCACGGUUGGACAAACUGAGCAGUCCAGUGCAAAUUUGCAGGAAGAGGCCGUGACUAUGGAGACAAGUCCUUCUGACUCAAGCACCAAGGAUGGGCUAGAUGAUGGAAAAGAGGAUCCUCAUAUAUCUAAAAAACUGCCAUCUUCGGAAGAAGAUGCAGAAGACCUUGACCAAGCAUCUGAGCCACAGUCUUAUGAUUUGGGCUUUAAAAAGGUUUUUAAAUUUGUUGGAUUCAGAUUCACAGUUAAGAAGGAAAAGACAGGAAAAUCGGAACCAGUUCAACUGCUUACCGUAAAAAAGGAAAUGGAAGGCACUGAAGGAGCUGGUGAUCAAAGUGAAGCCAGCCCAGAGGAAACACCAGUGCCUGAAGAUACCCUCUCUGCACAAGAUGACACCAAAGAUGCAACCAAGGAUGAAAACCCAGAAGAUGAAUCUCCUAAAACAUCAGAAGCAAAAGAACUGUCUUCUCAGUCAGCUGCCUUAGCCACUGAUACUACAUCACCAUUGCGGAAAUUUUUUUCCCAGGGAUGGACUGGAUUUAGGAAAAAGAAGAGUUUUAGGAAGCCUAAAGAAGAUGAACUACAGUCUUCUAAAAAAGAAGAGGAUCAAGAAAAGGAGGAGGCACCAUUAACCGCUGAAGCCACUGAAAAGGAAGAGAAAUCUGAGGACCAGAGUCAAGAUCAAGAGAAGAUUGUGACAGCAGUAAUUGUUGAAACACAUGAGAAGGAACAAACUGAAGAUGAAAAGCAGGAAUCAGAAAAGACUAUGGCAGCCAUAGUAGUUGAAGCGAGUAAGAAAGAAGAGCUAACCGGGCAUGACCGGCAGGGACACAGUGAGGUUACAGAACCAGCAGUUGUUAAAGUAAAUGGGGAGGAAGUAAAAACUGAAGGUCAAGAAAAUAAGUUAGUGGAAAGCUCAGAAGAAGUAAAUGAAGGAGAAAAAGGAAAUGAGGUGACAGUGACAGCAUGUACCACAGAGCCUAUUGUUAGUGCUUUAACUGAGAGUGCAAGUGGAGAAUUUAAAGCAUCACAAGUUGUAACUGUGGAAGGAAAACUGGAAUCAGUGGAGACGUGUGAAAUAAAUGACAAAACUGAAAAGUCAUCUGGAGAGAAACUUGAAGUAGAUUCUUUAUUCGCAGUUGAAAGUUCUGGAGAAGAGUUGAAAAAAUCUGAAGAAAGAGCAGAGAAUAAACCUGAAUCCUUAGCUCCACUAAAGGAAGAAACAGUUGAAAAUACACAGAAACCAGAACCAGUAAUUUCACCUGCAACAGAAGACCUCAAUGGAAAAGGACAGACAGUAGGAGAAGCUCAUGACACAGCCAUGGAGAUGAAAGCAGAUAAAGCAAAGACCUGUUCCACUUCUGAACAUUCAUUUGACAUGGAGGAUGAUCAACAGCCAGCCAAGCCCAUUGAUGAAGGUCUACAGGGCCAAACAGGCAUCGUUAUGGCUGAUGAUACCAAACCAACUGAUGUAACUACAGAAGUAACUCCUGAUGAGGCAGCUGAAAGGAGGCCUCCAGAAGGUAUCACAAGUGAAGCUGAAUUACUGUCUUCUCAAGAAAAAACUAAACUACAGGGCAGCCCUUUAAAGAAACUCUUUACAGGUACUGGAUUAAAAAAAUUGUCUGGAAAGAAGCAUAAAGGCAGGAGAGAGGAAUCUAAGUUAGGAGAACAGGGAGAACAAACUCAGCACUUGUCAGAUUCCCCAGAUAGCCCAGAAGAGCAAAAAGCAGAAAGUUCUGCUUCUUCUCCUGAGGAAUUACAUGAGAUUCCUUCUUUGGAAAAACCUGCAGAUGGAAUGCAGGUCACUGAAAAUGAAGAUGCUGCAAUUUCAGAUAUGGAGAGAAAAAGAGAAAGUGUUACACCAUGGGCAUCAUUUAAAAAGAUGGUGACUCCCAAGAAACGUGUCAGAAGACCUUCUGAAAGUGAUAAAGAAGAAGAAAUUGAUAAGACAAAGAGUGCUUCACUGUCUACAACUGAAAAUGCAGUUGAUGAAAAUCAGAGAGAAUUGAAAGAAAAUGGGGUGGACCAGAAACAAGAGAAAGUCAUUGAAGAGCCCAAGAGAAAGGUUGACACCUCUGUGUCUUGGGAAGCUUUUAUAUGUGUAGGUUCUUCAAAGAAAAGAGCCAGGAAAUCAUCAUCAUCUGAUGAAGAAACUGAACAUAAGCCUGGUCAAGAAGGCCCAAAAACAGAGGAGUCUGGACAAAGCAAAGAAGCAGCAACAGAUACAGCUCUUACUAGCUCUCAGGAGAGUGAUCAAGGACAAGGGAAUUCCUCCCCUGAACAAGCUGGAAGCCCGUCUGAAGGUGAAGGCAUUUCAACAUGGGAAUCAUUUAAAAGGCUAGUCACUCCAAGAAGGAAAUCCAAAACCAGAAUGGAAGACAGAACUGAAGAGACUGUCGUGGGAUCUAGCCUGGAGCACUCAACAUCAGAUGGUGAGCCAGGAAAAGAUGAAUCGUGGGUUCCAUUUAGAAAACUGAUGCCUGGCCGUAGGAAAAAAAAGUCAGAUGGGAAACCAGAGCCAACGCUUCUUAAACAAGCAAGAGAAGACAUGGCAGAAACAACUGAAGAAGAUUCUGAUGUUCCAGCUGUUGUUCCUUUAUCUGAAUAUGAGGCAGCAGAGCAAGAGAAAUUAGAAGCCCAGAAAGCAAAAGAUGCUGAAGUGAAAAGAGAACAAACCUUAGAGAAAGAAAGAGCAGAAAAGCUAGAAGAGACUGUAAAAACUGAGCAAGCUAGUGAAGGGCUUGUUCAUGCAGUUAGUGUUACUGUUGUGGAAGGAGAAAGGGCAGUUACCAGUAUUGAAGAAAGAUCCCCAUCAUGGAUAUCUGCUGCUGUGAUGGAGAGCAUUGAGCAGGCAGAAGAAGAGGAAGAGAAAGAAACUAAGCAAACAUUUGAAUCAGAAGCUGUUGUAGAAGAAGCAGCGGUGGAUGCCAAGACAGUGCCAGAGGUGGGAAGGGAUACAGGUGAUGAUACCACAGCAAGUGAGCCGGAGCUGACCUCGGAAGCCGUGACAGCUCUGGAGGAGACCACAGAAGCUUACUGUGCUGAAGAAACAAUGGAAGUAUCCUUUGCUGAGGAGACAACUGAGAUGGUUUCUGCUGUUUCACGGUUGUCAGAAACUCCUGAUACUACAGAAGAAGUCACACCUGUACAGGAAGUAGAGGCUACUGAGCAAAACUUGAGGGAAUUAGCGAGACAGACACAAGAAGUUCUUCAGGAAGUUGCUGAAAGAGUAAGGUCAUCGGAUGUAGCACAGCUGGUUAGUGAGACAACCAUGGAAGCAACCGUAACUAAGACAGUGCAAGAAAUUGAGUCAGAAAUGAAAGAUGGUGCUAAAGAUGUGAAAGUACUAGAUCAGGAAAUUCUUAUGCUUGAACAGUCCUUGAAAACUGGAGGACACAAGGAGGAUGAUAUCCAAGCCCUGGGAAGUGCAAGGAGCACCCAGGCCAAAGAUGGAGACGAAGGAGUUCUUCACGAAGGUUUGGAGAGAGGUGAAAUACCUGCUGCAAUGAAAGCAAGCACAGAAAGACUUGAAAAUGUAGAUGUAUUGAGAGAUGAAAGCCAGGGGCAGAUGCAUGAGGAAGCAGUUGUAGAUGAUCAUGAGGAAGCAGUUGUAGAUGAUCAUGAGGAAGCACCUGAACUGCAGAAGACAGCAGAAAAACCUUCAUCAGAAGACAAAGACGUUCACAGCAGCAAAGUAGACACUUCCAAGGAAGAGCCUUUACUAAAGCAAGAAUCUUCAGAACAAGACAAAUUGCCCUUACCAGAGCUGACAGGAGAUGAGAUGAGAGAUGAACAUACUCCAGGAGUGGAAACUGCAGUGCAAAACAUGGAUGCAGGUGAUGCCUCUGCCUUGGGUCCUGCAGGCACUGCAAGUAAAGUGCCUGUGCAGCUUGAAGGCGAGGGCGACAUCUCCUCCAAGAGCCUAGAGGACACAGAAGCGGUUGUUGUUGCUGUCCCUGGCACGCCAGUGGGAGAAGAGACAACUCCUGCCUUGGGCUCACCAGGCCAAACUUGGACUAAGGGAGUUCCUGGCGAGGCACCUCCCCAGGGAGAGGAAAGCAGGUCUGGGCUCCCUGCGGUGCAGGCCACCCAUGUCCCUGCUGCCGAGCUCCUGCGGCAGAGGGAGAUACAAGUCUCUGCCCUUCCUCCAGAAACAACUGGCUCAGAAGCAGCUGCAGUGUCUGGGCAGAGUGUGAGCGAACAGACUGGUGAGCAGAUCUCUGCAGAGGACUCUGGGCCUAGCCUUAAGCCCAAGUGCCUAGAAAGAGCCACAGAAGAAGUGCUCUGCCAGAGUCAUGAGGCAGAAUGUGGACAGUUACAAGAUGCUGAACUCAAAACCUCAGCCCUCUCUCAGAGUGAAAAUACUAAGGAAGACAAAAUGGAAGAAGCCCCAUCUGCCUUACCACUGACAGGCAUGGAAGCCACAGACAAGGGGAGCAGAGUCCUCUCUGGCAGCAGUCCAAAGAUAUGUGAAACCCCAAGUAGCGUAGCUGCAGAAGAGCCUGUGGAAGCAGAAAAAGAACUUUUAGAUACCUCAAGCUGUGAGGAUGUGCUGAGGGAAGAAACCAAAGGGGAGCAAUUGGUUGGAACGUCCCAUGGGGUAGGUGACUCUGACACACUGGAAGCUGUGAGUGAUGAUGGAUGUUACUCAUGCACUGUGCAGCAAGGGGCUUUAGCUGGGCCGGAGGAAGGUCCUGGCUUAGCCUGCCCUGGAGCUGAAAGCCUGGAGCCACCACAAGUGUCUGUUGCAGCAUCCGCUCCUGCACCUGGAGAGCCUGUCCCUGCUGAAGCCAUGACACUCACAGCCCCAACAGCCGAAACAUUAGAGCCCUUGGCAACCAGCCCUGGGCAAGUAACUGCUGAGGAAGUCCCAGCUGCUACUGUUGACCAUUUAGGCCCUGAGAUUGCAGAGCUUGACAGCACAGAAGCGCCUCACCCUCAAGCACCUCCUGUUUCUUUGAAGGCAAUUCCAGAGCAGAAGCAAGAAAUGCCUCAGGGAUUUGAACACCCUGAGGCAAGUGUUGCUGCUUCAAAGAAAAGUCCUUCUUUCGACUGCCCUCAGUUGGAGAAAGAUGUUGUUCAGUCAGUAGCCUUGGAAAGCCAAAGUACAGAAAUUGUAUUGAACGCCAUCCAGACGGCUGUUGACAGACUCGCAGAGACCAAGGAGUCAGCUGCAUCUGAACCAGAGCAGCACACUAAGUCCACAGACAAAAGCCAAACCGAUAGCAGUACACCUGAAUUUCUGGAGACUGUGCAAGGGAACCACCUUCCUGUCGACGAGGAAGAAAUACCAAUUAGGGAUCAAGAGCAGUCAAGAAGAGUGAAACAUUCCCCAUUAGGAGAGUCUGCAGAAAUUCAUAUAAGUGUAGAACAGGCAAAAGAUAAGCUGCUCAUUUCUCAUGCACCUCAAGAAGGAAAAAGUGAGAAUUCCCUAGAAGUUACGAUUAGCCCUCAAGAUGAUUCAAGGGAAAGUCCAAGACUUCCAAAUUCAACAGUAGGAAUAGGUACUUCAAAAGAUACAACCAAAGAACCCCUUGACACACACCCACCAAAAUUAAAGGAAAAAGAGGUGGGGCAGAUUCUGGAAAUCCCAGACCAAAAUACAGUUCAGCAAACACAGGCGGAAAAGAAGGAUGAGCAACAUAACCUGUCAGUGGAAGAUGUGAAAACACUGAUCCCAGAACCGGAGGAUGUUUGUAGCCACGAGGGUGCCGCUUGCCACCACCCGCAAAGCCUGAACUCAGUGGCUCCCGAGGCUUCAAAUAUGUGCUAAGCAUCCCUGUGGCAUUUGGAGAGAUGCCAGUCUUAGAGAACAACUGACAAUCCUGUGGCUGAGCCGGGAGCUUUAUUCACCACCCUUUAUUCUUGGAUGUUAACAGCUGCUCUUCUAAAGACUUCACCUUUUUGUCCUUUCUAUUAAAAACAAUGCCUUCAAAGUUGGGUAUAUUGACACAUGUAUCCCAUGCAAAGGUCAGUUGCCUUUGCCCCAAAUGUACAGACUGGAGAUGUGCAACUAAGUGAAUGGGCAGACCACUAAA
Molecule: messenger RNA, 6070 nt
Organism: Tinamus guttatus (white-throated tinamou)
Lineage: Eukaryota; Metazoa; Chordata; Aves; Tinamiformes; Tinamidae
Source: RefSeq, a predicted model, not a curated record